AUGGUAAGCAAUUGGCGCCGCCCGCCCAUUAACACCAGAGGUGUUGCAACGGGUUCCGAGUUUACUGUGGACUUGACUUUAAACCAGUUCAUUCGACAAUAUGGAGAGUUCCGUGGCACGAAGUACAUGUGCCGGGAAGGUGGAUGCGGUGCCUGUGUGGUCAACGUCAGAACCCAUGUAGCUGGCACUCAAGAAUAUGCCACAUUUUCCGUUAAUUCGUGCCUUGUCGCUAUUAUGUCUUGCGAUGGCUGGGAUAUAACGACUAUAGAAGGUAUUGGCAACAGAAAAAUUGGCUACAAUAUCAUCCAGAAGCGACUUAACCAUUUCUUUGGUUCUCAGUGCGGUUACUGCAGUCCAGGAUUUGUAAUGAGCAUGUACAGCCUCGCACAGGGCAGUGAUCGCCAUCUAACUGAAGCAGAAAUAGAAAACUCUUUUGGUAGCAACCUUUGUAGAUGUACAGGCUAUCGUCCCAUUUUAGAAGCAUUCAAAUCUUUUGCCGUCUACCCAGACGCGAAUAUAUUGAAGAAGAUAAAGGAUAUUGAGGAUAUAUCUGAACAAAUAUGCCCGAAAUCCGGUAAAACGUGUGGAGGCACAUGUGGGAUAAAUGAGGACUGGUGUUUAGUAAAUAUGAAUAAUACGAGUGCUUCGGAUUUGCCUAAGAAAAUAUCGCUCGCCGAUGGACGGCUGUGGUUCUCUGUUAGCGAUAUAAGAUCAAUAUUUGCAGCUUUGGACGAUGUUGGGUAUGAGUCUUAUAUGCUUGUCGCUGGGAACACCGCAAAAGGAGUCCGUCCAAUGUUAUUUUACCCAAAGCUGUUGAUAGAUGUAAGUGAUGUAAAGGAACUCGCGACUCACUACAUGGAUGUGAACUUAGUUCUUGGAGCUAACAUGACCUUGACAGAUACGAUGCACUUGUUUAAAGAGCUAGCUCAAUCCAAUGAAGAUUUUUGGUACUUGCAUAUAUUGUAUGAGCAUUUGGAUAAAGUGGCCCAUAUACCGGUUCGAAAUAUUGGGACUCUUGCUGGCAAUUUGGCAUUGAAAAAUUCCGAUCCAAGUUUUCAAUCUGACAUUUUUCUUUUAUUGGACUGCGUCGGGGCUUCUGUAACGUUAGUGGACCGUAACAUGAGUCAGACAGAGAUGAAUUUGCCUGAAUUUCUGACGACAAAUCUUAAAGGAAAAGUGAUCACACAGAUAAAGCUACGACCAUUGUCCCGUCACUAUGAAUUAGUAACUUAUAAGAUUACGCCGAGGGAACAAAAUGCUCAAGCAGACGUAAAUUCUGCCUUUCUUUUGAAAUUCAACUCUCAUACACAUCUCGUUGAAGAAGCGUCUAUUGUGUACGGUAAUAUUAAUCCAUCGUUUACCCACGCUUAUGAGACGGAGAGGUUUUUAAUUGGACGUAAUAUAUUUAAUAACAAUGUCCUACAAUCUGCUCUGCAUAUCUUGGAGCGAGAAAUAGAUCCCAGUAUUCGCCCACCGUAUCCACCGCCAUGUGUUCGGAAAAAAGUAGCUCUUGGACUAUUCUAUAAGUGCGUUAUAAAAUUGUGCCCAAAAGACAUACUGAACCCAAUUUAUAAGUCAGGAGCUACAACUCCUAGUGAUGACAGACCACCAGUUAGCCGCAGCUAUCAAGAAUAUGACACAGAUAAGAAAGAUUAUCCUAUAACACAACCAUUAUUAAAGAAAGAAGGAAUGAUUCAAUGUGCAGGCGAAGCUGAGUAUUGUGACGAUAUACCAACUAUAAAGGAUGAAGUUUUUGCAGCCUUUGUGCUUUCGACUGUAGCAAGAGGAGACAUUGAAAGUAUUGAUGGCUCUGAAGUUAUGAAGGAAGACGGCGUAUUAGCGGUGUUAACUUCUGCGGAUAUACCAGGUGUAAAUACCAUACUUCGUGGUGAUUUCUUACUCAUGUUCGAAAAUGAAGAACUUUUAGCAAGUACCAAAGUAAAGUUUUAUAAUCAACCAGUCGCCAUCGUCGUUGCGACUUCUCAAGAAUUGGCUGAUAAAAUGGCACAUUUAGUAAAAGUAAACUAUAAGAAUGUUCCAAAGAAACCAUUGAUUUUUACUAUUGAAGAUGCAAUACAUGCACCAAAAGAGGAAAACAGGCUAAUUCCUUAUCCAGGAAUCGUACCAACUGAUAGAGGUGCUAAUGUCAGAAAGAUAAUAAAAGGAAAAUUUAUUAGUCCAAUGCAGUAUCACCACAUGAUGGAACUUCAUACAACUAUUACAAAACCUGUUGAUGAAGGUUAUGAUGUUAUUUCGUCAGCUCAGUAUCUGGACAUAACGCAAGCGGCAAUUGCUAAACUUUUAAAUAUCCCCGAGAGUUUGAUAUCGAUAAAAACACGAAGAUUAGGAGGUGGUUUUGGCUGCAAGAUCAGUAGGAAUAAUUUUGCAGCAUGUGCUACAGCCUUAGUGGCAAAGAAACUUAAUAAAACGUGUAGAAUGGCCAUGUCGAUGACAAAUAUAACACGUGCAACCGGAAAAAGGCCAAACAGUAGACUUGACUAUGAGGUCGGAGUUGACGACAAAGGCGAAAUUCAAUAUAUGGAUGCUGUAUUUUAUCUGAAUGAUGGCCAAUCUCGUAAUGAAAAUCAAAAUACAUAUGCCACAGAUUCGUUGAAAAAUUGCUAUGACUCUCGUAGAUGGAAAUGUGAUUCUUUUGGCGCCAUAACAGAUGCUCCAACAAAUAACUUUAUGAGAGCCCCUGGUGGUUUCGAAGGAAUAUCUGGAAUAGAGCACAUAAUGGACCAUAUUGCCGAGGAGCUAAAUGCUGAUCCGAUAGAAGUACGCAUGGCUAACUAUCGACGCGAAGACAAUGAUUUACCCAAACUGGUACCUAUGUUUCUAGAGAGAAUCAAUUUUAAGGAACGCCUAAAUAACGUCAAAGAAUUUAAUCAUCUCAAUAGAUGGAAGAAACGGGGAAUAAGGAUGAACAACAUGGCAUUCCCAACAGCCUACAUUGGCAACUACGGCGCUCUCGUAUCUGUGUACCAUGGUGAUGGAAGUGUCAUUGUAAAUAUUGGUGGCAUUGAAAUGGGGCAAGGUAUUUUCACAAAAAUGGCCCAAGUAGCAGCUGAUCAGUUUGACGUUCCUGUUGAAACUGUAACUGUUUUACCUUGUUAUAACUUUACCACACCAAAUAAUUUUGCGACAGCUUCUAGUAUAACCAGCGAAUGCUGUGCAUACAGUGUAAUAAGAUGCUGUGAUCAGAUCAAAGCGAGAUUGGCCCCUUUUAGAGCAGCAAGGCCUACAGCCUCGUGGCAAGAAAUUGUAUUUGAAGCUGACAGGCAGGGAGUAUUACUACAGGCAAAUUACCAAACUAGUCAAAAUGAUCCAAGAUUGGUAAAUUAUUCAAUAUUUGGGAUAGCCGUAACUGAAGUGGAAGUCGAUAUUUUGACUGGUAGUAAAUGGGUUGUUCGAGCAGAUAUCUUUGAAGAUGUAGGUCGUAGUUUGAAUCCAGCUAUUGAUGUUGGCCAGGUUGAAGGUGCGUUUGUUAUGGCUACAUCAUUGUGGUUAAUUGAAAAUAUAGUUUACAACGAACAUACUGGAGAAUUAUAUAGUGAUCGGACGUGGACUUAUAAAAUUAUAGGAGCUAAAGAUAUUCCAUAUGACUUCCGUGUUUAUUUGAGACGGAAGAGGCCUAAUCCUGUUGGCAUUUUGGGAUCUAAAGCUGUUGGUGAACCUCCAGGAUGCCUUGGUCAUGUAGUGGUAAACUCUUUGAGAGUUGCAGUAAAAUCUUCUCGCAAAGACAGCGGCUAUCAUCCCGAUUUUGUCAAUUUACAAGUUCCAGUGAAUAUGGAAAGUCUUGUUGAAGCUGCUGAUGUGAGGAUAGAAGAGUUUCUGUUGUAUUAA
Molecule: messenger RNA, 3846 nt
Organism: Spodoptera exigua (beet armyworm)
Lineage: Eukaryota; Metazoa; Arthropoda; Insecta; Lepidoptera; Noctuidae
Source: the annotation of a GenBank genome assembly